Messenger RNA from Theobroma umbraticum, 2757 nucleotides. RefSeq names its product no pollen germination related 2 (gene NPGR2). The record is from RefSeq and is a predicted model, not a curated record. Gene Ontology annotation, molecular function: protein binding. Lineage: Eukaryota; Viridiplantae; Streptophyta; Magnoliopsida; Malvales; Malvaceae.
UUUUCUUCCUUGAAGUUCCAAAUCUGCUAUCUCACGAUCCAAUUCACAUUCCAUUCCAUUCCAUUCCAUCCCUUGUUUUGUUAUUUUGUUUUUGAACCCCAAGAUUUUUAUUAAUAAGAAAAAACAGAGGAGGGGCCAAAAGGAGGAAAAGAAAUUUCAAAAGAAUAGAAAAGAAAAAGAAGAAGCAAAGAAAAGAAGAAAACAAAAGGUUCUUGGAGGCAUUGGCUUUGGAUUCUUGCUUGAUUGAUUAAUUUUUAUUUUUCAAAGUUACAACCUUUAAUUAAAGCAGGGCUUUGUUUGGAUUGGAAGGGGCAAUCUUCAAAAACAGAUGGGAGGUGUUGCUGUUGAUGUCCUGUGGUCUCUUUGCUCCCUUUCUCUUUGGAAAAACAAAAGAUUUUGGAGAGUGGUGAAACAAUAUGAAGGGUAAAAUAAGGAUUAAGAAGCCGAGAAGCGGUGGACUUAGGGGGGAUUUGGGACAGAUAAUGAAGUGUUUAUGCACCGGAGAGCAAAUAACAAAAGUAAACAAGAUGAUACCUUCAUCCGAAUCCCUUGCUAUCAAAGAUUAUUCAUUAAGCGGUUAUUCUUCCAAAGUUAGUGACAGUGAAAAAAAGCCGGAUACCAGGAAUAUAGAAGAAGCUGAAUUGUCGCUGCGUGAAAGUAGUUCACUGAAUUAUGAGGAAGCAAGAGCGCUGCUGGGAAGAAUUGAAUAUCAGAAAGGAAAUAUAGAAGCUGCACUACAUGUGUUUGAAGGAAUAGAUAUCGCUGCAAUAAGUCCCAAAAUGAAACUCACCCUUUCCAGAAGAGUAGAACGUCAUAAGAGACGGUCUCAUGACUAUGCUCCUCCACCAAUGUCUAUCCAUGCUGUCAGUUUACUGGUAGAAGCAAUCUUUCUCAAAGCAAAAUCAUUGCAGCAUCUCCAGAGGUUUAAAGAAGCUGCUCAAACUUGCAAAGUUAUUCUGGACAUUGUUGAAUCUUCAUUACCAGAAGGCUUGCCUGAAAACUUUGGUGCUGACUGUAAAUUGCAGGAGACUCUUAAUAAGGCUGUCGAGCUGGUUCCAGAAUUAUGGAAAUUUAGUGAUUCUCCACGUGAAGCAAUUUUGUCCUACCGCAGGGCUCUUCUCCAUCAGUGGAACCUUGAUGCAGAAACAACCGCAAGGAUUCAAAAACAGUUUGCCAUUUUUCUUCUCUAUUGUGGAGGUGAAGCAAGCCCCCCAAACCUCCGCUCCCAAAUGGAUAGUUCAUUUGUCCCUAGAAAUAACAUAGAAGAAGCUAUACUCCUGUUAAUGAUACUAUUAAGAAAAGUUUCUCUGAAGAGAAUUGAAUGGGAUCCAUCAAUUUUGGAUCAUCUGUCAUUUGCUCUCUCCAUGUCUGGGGAUUUGAGGGCUUUGGCUAAGCAAAUAGAAGAGCUGCUUCCAGGGAUUAUUAAUCGCAAAGAAAGAUACCACAGUCUAGCUCUCUGUUAUUAUGGAGCAGGAGAAGAUUUGGUUGCUUUGAAUCUAUUGCGGAAAUUGUUGAGUAGUAGAGAGGAUCCAGAUUGUGUUCAAGCUUUGUUAAUGGCAUCAAGAAUUUGUGGGGAAAAACCAAAUUUUGCAGAAGAAGGGAUUAGGUUUGCUCAUAGAGCCCUUGAAAGCUUGGAGGAUGAAUGCAGUGAGUUGGAAGCUACCGGUAACUUUUUACUGGGUGUGGCUCUUUUAGGACAUUCUAAGUCAGCCCCAUCCAAUUCUGAGAGGUUUGCAAGACAGUCUGAGGCCCUUCAGGCCUUGGAAAGUGCUGGGAAAAUUGCAAGUAUGAAAGACCCAAAUUUUCUUUAUUAUCUCAGCCUGGGAAAUGCUGAGCAGAGGAAGUUGGAAGCUGCACUUUAUUAUGCAAAGUCUUCGCUAAAACUAGAAGGUGGCUCUAACAUUAGGGGGUGGUUGUUGUUGGCUCGCAUAUUGUCAGCACAAAAACGUUUUAUGGAUGGUGAAAUUGUUCUCAAUGCUGCCUUGGAUCAAACUGGAAAAUGGGAUCAGGGAGAAUUAUUGCGCACCAAAGCUAAACUUCAAAUUGCGCAGGGGCGGCUGAAAAGUGCCAUUGAGACAUAUACUCAGCUUCUUGCUGUUCUUCAAGUACAGAGUAAAAGUUUUGGUUCUGGCAAGAAGCUUCAUAAGGAUUGUGGAUAUUCUUCUAGGAGUUUUGAACAGGAAAUAUGGCAUGAUCUAGCUUAUCUCUACAUAAGCUUGUCACAGUGGCGAGAUGCUGAGAUUUGUCUUUCAAAAUCCUCGGCCAUCUGUUCUUACUCUGCUGUUAGAAAUCAUGCAACUGGUGUACUUUAUGAGAGAAAAGGGCUCCUAAAGGAAGCUCUGAAGGCUUAUCGGAAUGCUUUGGAUAUGGAUCCCAAUCACGUGCCAAGCUUGAUAUCUGCAGCUGGUGUGCUCAGACAACUUGGGAGCCAAUCCACUGCAAUUAUAAAAAGCUUGCUGAUGAAUGCUCUCCGAGUUGAUAGGAUGAACCCAUCUGCAUGGUAUAAUCUUGGUCUGCUUCACAAAGCAGAAGACACUGCAGCGUCACUUGAAGAAGCGGCUGAAUGUUUUGAGGCUGCUGCCAUUCUUGAAGAGUCAGCGCCUGUUGAGCCUUUCAGAUAACAGCCCUAUGCCAAUUCUGCUUCUGUAAAUCAUAACAACUUUUCUCCAAACUCUUCCCCAUCAUGUAUUUUUUUUCUGUGUUUCUUAUAUAUUUUGUAAUUCCAAUAGCAAUAAAAUGACAACUUCUUUUCCUUUU